AUGCGCGUGUGGGCGAAGGUGCCUUUCGAAGUGCCCGCGUGGGUGUGGCUGAACACACGCCACGUUCCUUUCCUUUCUCGGUGGGGGGAAAUCGGAGGCGAAGUCGUCAUCCCCAAGCGCCUAUUCAUACACACACACACACUUUCUAUCCUCCCCUCCCCCUCCAUCUCCUCUUCUCUCUCGAGGAUUCCGGCACCUCGACCACACAGCAUCCACCUGUCCCUGCCGGACAACGUCGGCGGCCGCCCGUCUUGCCCUCACCCGGCAGCGCCUUCCCUCCCUCCCCCCCCCUCCACCCUCCACCUCGCUCUCAUAGGCAAGUCGUCCACCGCACGGUCACCGGGACGGGGAAGCAACAGCACGUCUUGCAGCACCAACCAGGUCUGCGACGGCUCCCGUUGUGCGAGCGUUGGCUCUGCCGCUGGCGUCGAUCCUCCUCUUACCGGCGUCGCCCUUCGUUCCUGCCCCUCUCGCUUGUUUCUCGUGCCAGCGCGGAGCGCAAAGGCAGCCCGGCGUGCCGAUAGACGUCCCAAGCAUCUGCAGAGGGGCGUCAUGCAGCCGCCACAGUGUCACUCCGCAGCGUCGCCAUGUCUGGCCUCCUCCGCAAGAGUGCCUCUCACGCCGCAAUACCACGCUCCACCGCCGCGGCAGCAACCGUCUGUUCAAAGCAGUGUGGAGCUCGUCCAGUCCGCCUACGCGGUGUUAUACAACGUGCAUGCCCGCGCCACGCAGCUCGUCGAUGAGGCAGAGGCGUAUCUGACCGGUGCGUAUGGCGCGACCCUGACGGCGACGCCCAGGGCGAGGGCGCAGCCCUCCAAAGACACAGCGUCGACGCACCACAGCGCAGCCUCCGCGGCGGCGGAGUCGCUGCUGCAGCGGUGCCUAGAGAUGCAGGCGCUCCUGCAGCCCGAGGGCGGCAACGCCGCCGCCUCACCAAGUCCAGCAAACCAUCUGGCAAGCGCGCUCUCCUUGCUCGCGGAAUGUCUUCCAUCGGACUGGAAGGCUCUCUUGGUGGUGCAGCCGGAGGAAGGACGCGCCGGCGGGGUCGGGGUCGCCGCGGCAAGCGCACAGGAGGCGCCGGCGACAGCUCCAACGCAGGAAGAGGCUGCGUCUGCUGCAGACGGCAACGGCGUCAGUGGCGAAGGCACCUCAGUCUCCUCAACGAAGCGCGGUGCCUCCAAGCCUGCUGUGGCCACUUUCGCGGUGUGUCCGUCCGACCUUGUACAGCUGGGAUUGUUGCUGCGCCGCCAAUGGACGCUUCAGCGUGACCUCGACCUCCUCGUGGUGGCGCUUCGCGAUAUCUGUGCUGUGUUUGCAGCCGGGAGGGCAGCUGCAAGCAGUGUAGAUAACUUGAGGGUAUCUGCACUCGAGGAUGUGCCGCCGCCGCUGAUGACGGUGGCGGUGAUUCUGGCCAUGCUGCAGCUGCCGCGUACAUCUGCAAUGCUCGAGGUGCACGAGGAACGCAUGAGGGCAGAAAGGCUGCCCGUCGGAGGCGGUGCAGACGCAACCCCACCUUAUCCGUACCCCUGUGUCGCCACGGUGCUGCCGGUCUGGCUCUGGCGUGCUUCGUACGCCACUACGUGGCGGUGUGGCGAAAGUCCGAGCGUGCCGUCGGCGUCUCGCACGACGGCGGCGCCUGUGAAAGCAGUGGUUUCCGCGUUGGCGUCUGCGCUUCAGAUAACAAAACAGCUGUUCAAGUGGGAGGCGCACGUGGCCCGAUACGUGAGCAUCGUCCUUGAAGCACCGCCUUCGGGUUCGUUACAGCAGCAGCAGCAGCAAGACAACGCUCCCAGCGGCGUAGGCAGCCGUUCGGCAGCGGGCGCGGCGCCACCACUGCAUGUGUCUGACAAGGACUUCCUCUUCGAUGUACAAGCGGAUAUGAGCCUCGAGCGUGGUGCCUGCAAUGAAGUACAGCUCUUGUGGCUCACCGCGGCGGCAGCUGUCGUGGCGGCAGCGGCAGAAGCAGAUGUCUCCUGUGGUGGCGCGCUUGACAUGAGCAGCGGCGCUCUUGCCUCCUCCAGAGUCAGGAAGCGAUGCGACAAGGUGGAACAGACGCUGCGCGCGAUCUGGUCCACUUCGGCCGUGGCGCGUGCGUUGCUGCCUGGAGUGCUACUCCUGCUGGGCUGCAGUGCCGCUCGCCGCCGUAGUGGCCCGGAGAAGCCCACAUCGGAGGCGCAGUCGAGGGGGAUGCACUACUGGAUGGAGGCCUACUCGCUUGGGCGACAGGUUUUGGGUAGUGCGCACCCCGUGGUGGCGGCAGCUGCUGCGUUGCUUCCCAACUCGGCUGUGUCUGCCAGUGGCGAGCGGCAAGCCCCAACGUCUGCGCCGGCAUCGCGCACGGCAGCGCACCUCCGAGCGCUUACGGCAGCGCCGUCGAACGCUCGCAACAGCGUCACGGCGCGCAUCAGCGGCGAAGACCCCCCGCUGCUGUUACACCCGCUGCCGCCGCCGCCGCCGCAGCAGCAGCAGCUCAUGCCCGCCGGCACACUCACCCGCCUGCCACCUCUUCCACCGUUGACACUCUCCGGCCCUGAGCCGUCGCGACUUGCACCCGCACCUUCGUCGUCGGCCCUGUUGUGUUCGCUGAGGUCCGUACCGACCUCGACGGCAAUGGUGCGGUCCUCCAGGAGCGGGCCACCCCUUCCCCUUGGACGUACCCCCACGCUGCCCCUCACCGUCUCCUCCACUGCGGCAGCCGCUGACGGUGUCGCCAAUUUGUUUCGUCGCCCAUCGCCGCAGUCGUCGCUGGCGGCGUCGAGGCUGCCCUGCAGUCGGUCACUGCGGCACUGCUACCGGCUGCAACGGCCAGCGGAUGCGUUCACGCUGCGCAGCGACGUGAAGGAUGCUGUACUGCUUGCUGACGACAAAGAAAGGGCGAAGAAGAAGGACGCCGCGCGGCGCCGCAGGGAACGGAAAAACCAACCGCAGUCCCCGACGGCGGCUUUGCUACUCUCCGCCAUAUCCCCAAAGAGUGCUGGGGCUGCCGGGGUCCUCGCAUCGGGGGACGACGCCGACGGCAGUACGCGUCGGCAGACGAGGCGUGAUCGCAACUUCUUACCCGCCCCAGGGGCACCAGCGAGCAAACUCGGCGCCGCUGUCUCGCCGACUUUGCCACAACCGAAAGUGGAGCUAGAAUCGCAGCAGCAGCAGCAGGACCAGGACCAGGACCAGGACCAGGAAGGCCUUCAAGAGCCUCAGCAAAGCGAGCGCAGCGAGGGUGCGCCGGUCGACCUCGGUGCCACCCUGAAAGGUGUCCAAACAGUCAAGCCCGAGGCUGAGCAACGACAAGACAGUGGCGAUGGUGAUGGUAGCGCUGCCGAUGCGGAAGCCGGUGGGGCACCAGCGCCGCCAACGACCAACGCCGCCGUCACCGCCGAUCAGCAUCGCGGCUCCAUCUGCACGGGCAGACUCAGCGGCAGCAACCACAUGCAACUCAGAGGAGACGGAAGUGCACCACGCACACAUGUAGUCGAUGCUGCCGGCGCAGUCGAAGAGAACGUCGAAGAAGAGGAGGAAGAGGAAGAGGAAGAGACGCUGCCGGAGCGCAACGCGCGGUUCCAGCGUGAGAUCAUCAAGUACUACGCCGAGCUCAACGAGCGGCGAGCGAGGGCGGCGCUGACGCUUCAGCGGGCAUGGCGCUCGAGCAAGGCGCGUCAGAUCCUGUACGCUUAUCGCCAGGCCCUGUACCAGUACGUCUACACAAUCCAGAAGGCAGCCGCGCUGGCGAUUGACGGCCUUCUCUCGUGCGCGGUGGAGCAGCGACGGCGUCAAGCAGCCCUGCACGCGCGCGCCGUGUCCGACGCUCGUCGACGAGAUCAGGAGCAGCGGGAGGUCUCUGCCGCCCAGCGGCUCACUCGCACCGUGCGGCAGUGGCUGCAGCGGCAGCGCGAGCGGCGCCGCCUGCGCAAGGAGCUCGGCAUCGCCCACGACGCGCGGCUGCGACUGUACGCAAUCACCGCCGUCAAGGUGCAGCAGUGGUGGCGCCGUGUGGUCGUCGAGAAGGCGUACUGGCGCCGCCGCACAGCAGAGGUGGAAGAGCAACGCCGCCUCCAGGCGGAGGUAGAAAGACAGGCGCACGCGGCAGUCACAAUUCAAAAGCGGGUGCGCGGCAUCCAAGCGCGUCGUUGCGUGGCGCAGCUGCGCGAAACCCGCAAAGCAGAGGAGCUCACGCUUCGCCGCCGCCGCGAUGCCGCCGCGACGGCGCUGACGAUUGUGCUGCAGGAGUACGUCCUGCGUCAGGGCCGCCUUCACCGUGAGGCAUUGGCGCGGGAGGAGAGCAGGGCAGAGGCGGCGCAGUGCAUCGCGGUGGGUUGGCGUUGCUGUGUUGAGCGUCGUCGCCUAGAACUCGCGGUGGAGCGCGCUCGACAGCUGCGCACGUCGUCGACGUGCAUUCAGCGGGUCUGGAGACGCUACGCCGCAGGGCGCCAACGCCGCUAUCUCCGCCAGCUGCGCCGCACACUGCAAGAGGAGCGGCUGUCGCGCGAGGCGCAUACUUACGAGGUCAUUCGCCUUCUCCAGUGCUUCGGUCGCAGCGCGCAGGCGCAGCUGCUCGUGCGCCGCCUCAAGGCGCGUCAAGGGCGCACCUUCAUGGAAAACCUCUUCCUUAUUCAAGCAGCCGGCCGUGGUGCCUUGACCAGAGCAGAGAUGGGUCGGAUGCAUGUGGCGGAGCAGGCAAGGCAGCGCGCCGAGGCCGCGGCCCUUGAAACGUGGCGCUGGCGCGCCAUCUGUCUCUUGCAGGCCCUCCUACGAGCGCACGCCUCCGCAGCCUUGGUGCAGCAGCAGCGGCGAACAAUGCUCGCAGAGAAGCUUGUGGUGCGCACCACCGCAGCACACGAGAUGCGAGCAGAUGCUGCUGCCACAGUGCUGCAGCGCGCCGUGCGUCGGCACCGAAUGCAGCGGCGCACCGCGGCUGCCGAGGCGGAGGCGGCAGCCGCGCUGGCGUUUCUGAGUGCGAUGGCUCGCCGCCUCCAGCAGGCGUGGCGCGCGUUCGCAGCGCGGCGCGAGCGGCGCUAUCGUGCUGCCGCCGUGGCGCAGUGCGCGCGCAAGCGGCUCGAGCGGGAGGAAGUGUGGCAGCUGGUUUGGCAAGAUCAGUUCACCGAGCUCGAUAUGCUGUGUAUGCUUGAGCGGCAGUACAUCGAGGAGCAGCAGCACGUGAAGCGCGUCCGACUCUACAAGUACCUGUGCGACCCGAACGGUGCCACCAACGACGACUGUGGCACUCAGACACCUGGUGCCUUCAACGCAGACGCGGACUUGUUGAAGUGGGCUACCCUGUACGACGAGUGA
Leishmania major strain Friedlin is the source of this 5286-nucleotide messenger RNA. RefSeq lists its product as hypothetical. The record is from RefSeq and is a predicted model, not a curated record. Gene Ontology annotation, molecular function: protein binding. Bases 1 to 5286 code for a protein of 1761 amino acids. NCBI's taxonomy places the organism in Eukaryota, Euglenozoa, Kinetoplastea, Trypanosomatida, Trypanosomatidae. The transcript has a single exon.